Messenger RNA from Amoebophrya sp. A120, 10775 nucleotides. NCBI's taxonomy places the organism in Eukaryota, Dinophyceae, Syndiniales, Amoebophryaceae. The record is from the annotation of a GenBank genome assembly.
GGCAUCUUCCGUGGUUGCUGGGAGAGGAUGCCGUGUUUUUGUAAAGAACUUUUUUGAAACUACAUCGGACACAACAAUCGUCCCGAGGCAACAAGAUGGCCACCUCGGAGCCAAAAUCCGACCGCCACAACAGCCGACGCGGGUCGCGCAACCGCGCGGCUGCGGCGGCGAUUGCCGUUAGGGUGGCCAACGUGCUGGCGGAAGCGCCACCAACGCACCUACUGCGGGAUCUGCAAGAAACGCUUAGGAAGUACGACAGCAAUACCCUGCGGCUCUGGCGGAAUAUCUUCGACCCAACACUGCACUUGAAAGUAUAUUGCAACACUGAAGAUGUGCUGACUGCUGUCAAGUUCAAAAACAUGAUCGAUGAGUAAAAGUAGAUCAUCGCUCGUCAGCCAAAUGUAAAAAGCACAGCGGAUUAAUAUUUUCAGGACCGAAAUCGAAAUGAGAAGGAACUGCGACUGCCCAGCUGCACUUCCUGCUGAUCCGAAAACUAAAGUACUUUACUAUCAGGUUAGUUUCCGCGACUUUUGCAACCAGUCCCGAAAGAUCAAAUACGACCGGGAUUGCGUGGAGCUUUUCGUCGAGGGAAAGAUCAACUACAUGCGCGAUUUAGACGCUUUCCACGACCACCGGAAGGCAGAAGAGGCGCGCGCGAACUCCAUCCUCGGGCAACGGCGAGGUGCGCUGGACGACGUGGAUGCGGCGAGCGCGGUGGUGGAGAGCAUCACCAAUGGGACGAGCACCCCGUCCGCGCCCACGGUCCGCACCGGGUCGAGCAGCGCCAGCGGGUCUAGGAGUUCCAGCGCGAGCAAGACUCGCGGAACAGCAGUGGCGGUAGGUGGUGAUCCAAGGUCAACCACCAGAAUAUCUUUCUCCGAUGAGGUGAAACUUGUCGGAGAGGAUGUUUACCCGCCGGUCGGAGUUGGCGGACAGAACGAGGAGAAUUAUCUUCAUGGUACAACUACCGGCGGCGAAAACAUACACAGCAGCAAGCGGACUUCUUCAACAGGCGGCGCGACAGCGAGUGAACAGACUGGUGGAGACGAGCAGCAGCAGCACAUAGGCGUAGCCGUGGCGACGAGAACUGCAUCGAGUCAUUCUAAAUUGGCCAGGACGGCGGAGGAUCUGAACAGUCAGUACAAAAAGCUGCUAACUAGUAGUAAAGGUGGACACCACGGAGCAGCGGAGUUAGACCCCACAUUGUCCAACACGGAUAUGUUUCACGCCGAUGCAAAACCCAGCAAUACCAUCCUGUAUUUCAAAUACGUCGAUGCGGAGUCGUACAAUUUGUUUCACACUUUUCGGGAGUGGCUGAACAGGGAGUUCACCACGUUCUUCCAGUUCUUCCACCAACUCAUCGCGCAGAAAAAACGGUUCCGGGACCAGAUGAUGCCGCAGAUACAGGAACUGGGUGUGGCGACAAAUCUCCCGGUGUAUCUGUUGCGAUUCGGGAAGUACCAAAUCGAUGUUGUUGAUGCACCAGGAGGAGGACCACCACGACCACCUGCUCCGCCGACAAGUAGUUCUUUAGCGGAUCAGGCUGUUGGAAAGGAAAAUAAAGGGCAGUUAGCAGUAGAAGCCGGCACGGCCGCCACGUCGAUGCAGCAGCAAGGUUCAAUAUCGGGACCACAAGUUGCAGUUCGAAACACCGGCGCGAGUACUGCAUCUGUUUCUGGAAUACAACUUAGAAAUUCCUCCGCAUCUUCGAUUCAGCAAACAGGAUCUUCAAUAUUGAAUGCCAAAAAUCUUCCGGCACAGCACACCAGUAAUCUCCAGAUAUUAAAGCCCGCACCGAGAAGCCCCAGGGCGGAAGUAACGUGGGACAUGAAGUUCCGCACUUCCACCGAGCAGCUGAGUCCUGCAACCAGAAGAAGGAUGACUCGGGCGAUGACCACCAGCGACCACCAAAUGCAGCAGCUACAAUUGGCGACCAUGCACGGCGGUGGGGGUCACGGACACAACCACAAACGAAACUCUUCGAAACGUAACAGCAGAGACACGAUUACAUCCUCCGUGGAUGUGGACGCAACGGAGGAAAUAAACCACGCGGAUACAGUAUGCAGCACGAAAGUAGCGCACUGAUUUAGAAGUACGAGUACUAAGACUAACCUGCUGCAGUAUAAUUGCAUGACAGAUAGGCUUUCUUUUCUGAGUGAUCCUCUGCACGACAAAUGAUUCCAUUCGAAAAGAUUUGUCAUGCGCUUGGUACUAGAAGUUGAAGUGCCCUACUUUUGUAUAUGCAUAGUUAACCACAGAAAGCAAGUCCAAGUCACGCUUGCACGAUCCGAGGGAGACCGGCGCUGACUACGAGGACACAACUAACGAACUCGCAGCUGCGAUAAAACAAAGAUACACAACGGAUGCGCACGGAAACAUCAUAUCAACAACUGUGAAGGUGGAACCAACGCUACUAGUCCACCCCUCCAUAGGUAAUAAAUCUGCUUCAGCCUCUUCCUCUGCCGGAGCGUCUGCUGCAGAGAGUUCUUUUCAAGAAGAUGAGUCGUUGUCUUUACCCGAGCCGAAGCUGUCGGAUUUAGUAACAGAACGGAAAGACAACUACGGGAUUUUCGGCGACGUGGUUGGACCGUACUCGUUUUUUUCUGUCGAGGAGAUCCGGGCGUUUGAGUUUUUAGACAUGCGAAGCGGCGUAAUAUGAGAGUGCAAAUCUGUGUCUGUCUCCCCCGCUUCCUCAUUUUUUUUCAUGCAAAAUCCUAAACCCUCUUUCCCAUGCAAAUGAGGGGACGGGGGAGCAGCAGUUGUGUACUCUCAUACGGCGGAGAUGAGGUAGAUCCCGGACCCGGUCGCGGUGGGGAACAAUUGACUACCAGGGGGAGAAAUGAGUCCUCUUCCUCUGGCUCUCCUGAGCAGCACCAGCACUCUUUCGACGAAGACAUUAUGUCCCAAUUCGUCCCGAUGCCGAUGAUUUCGCACUUGUCGAACAUGGACUACAUUACGGAAACGGAAUUCCCGGCAUUGGUCCUGGCGCUCGGGUACGGGAAGGAGGAUUGCGUAGUCAAACCUCCCUCCGAGAAGUUCAACCAGUUGUGCUGGAUCUACCAGAUUCUGGACAGCAACCGCAAGGGCUUUGUCACCAUUGAGGAAAUGCAGCCGCUGGAAUUGCAGUACUACGACCGGGCGAUCCCGUUCCAGGGCGGGGUAGGGAACACCGCAGGAGGUGGUGGAUCCGCAGCAAAGGAUCACCACGAGGAGCACAGCAAGAAAAAAGCCGGGGGGCCUCCGUCGGGGGGGCAGAACCAGGCGGACGCGGAGCGGAGGGGAAGGGUGCUGCGGCUCGUGGAGCAGCGGGCGAGAACGAGAAAGGCAGAAAGGGCGUUUUACUGGCACUUGCAGAGGCUCUGUCGGCAGAGGUAGUUGUACUACUAGGUUUCACAUACAGUGAUACGAACAGAUUAUCCUUUAGAAGAUGGAGAUCUUGCUCAUGCUCAUUGGUGUCUAGGUCUAUUCUGACUCUAUCGUCACGUGUGACGCUGACCUUUGUAUGCCGUGUACUUAAUUUUCAUGGAAGAUGAAACCAAAAAUCGCUAUCACCUCCAGGUGGCCGCUGAUCAAAGGGUGGCGUUUAUUCUUGGCAAAGGACGGGAAAUACGAAGUGACAAAGCAGUCCCUUGGAAAAUUCCUUCGGUCGAUUGACUUCAAAUCGGCCGUGAACACCCUUUGGGAGGCGCUAGAUUCGGACGAGUCGGGCAUCCUGGACAUGCAGGAGUACGAUCUGAAAGCUGCGAUUGUUCUAGCGGAGUUCAGACUUUGGUGCUGGCAGGUCUACGGGAGCUGCGCGACGUUCUUUAAAAUCAUGCGCCGGGCGGUGUUCGAGGAGCAGAAUUUGGGCCAGUCGCCGGAAGUGAGAAAAAUGGACCGGGCGUACAGUAUGGUGUUGAGCGACAAGAAGAAGGCCAACGGGGGGCCGGGAGGAUCGAACGGUGGGGGAUCCCCAACCUUGAAUUCGCCCAGUAGCUCGACAGGCAUCGACUCGCCCAACGGAAGCAAAAUAUUUCGGUACAAUAACUUACAGAUACUUUAAAAAUGUUACUUGUUCUUCUACUUCCAAAAACAAAUGCAAAAUGAAUAUGAAAAUUGAUCAAAUUAUUCUUACUCCGGCUGAUCACGUUCACGCUCGCAAGAACUCUCUGAGCUGAGAAAAACAAACACAAACACAAACACAACUUCUACCAGAUUUUUUAUAGUUCUCAAACUCGAGAAAAUAAACAAGGGAAAGGCCAACCCUACUACAGGGCCAGCCCCACUGCCGGCAAACUGCUCCGCUACGCGAUGACCCGCGGCGCCACGCAGAUUCUGGACGACGUGCCGUUGAAGAAGGGGCCGCCGGAAACGACCGUGGAAUUCGUGAGACAGCAAUCUCGGCGGUUGAGCAUCAUGGAGUUGUCGCGACAGGACUCCGCCUUCACGCGAACAGGGACAACGAGCAUGGCGAUCGCCGGCGCCGCGGGCAGCAGCAGUUCGGAGGAACCCGGAGGGGCGGCGCGGCCUGCUCCAACGAGUAGAAAUCCGCUCUCCGCGGACGAAGGGGGAUCCGGACCCGACUCUUCAGGCGGGGAGGACGGCGGUGCACGAUCAUCUUCUCCUACCGGUAAAAAAGUAGAGCACGAUGGGAGCACUAAUGUUAACAUCAAAUCGCCCCUCGAAAACACCCCACCGUCCCGAUCAGUCGCGCACGUUGGGGGGGUUUCGCACGCGCGGUUCGGCUCCCCCGACUCACACGAGUUUACGCGGGAGAUGUCGGAGUUAGAACUGCCGAGUUCCCCGGCGCUCGACGCGGAAGAAGCGAAGCUGCGGGAUGAAGCCGUGAAGAAGCAAACCGAGGGCACGGGCUACGAUUUAAUCGCGGGAAGACACGUGAUCUCGUUCUUCGUUACCCGGAUUCCCAGUCGACACGCGUAUUUGAUUUUUGUAAUGACAGAUAUACUGUGAUUAGGAUGAGAACUUGAAUGUGAAUGAAAUUUGACGACUGUAUCAGCCGCACGCACAGGCACUCUGUGCGUGGCGCACGCGUUGUUGGAUUUUUUCGAAGUGAAAAUUAGAAUUAAGAUUCGCUUUCGACGUUUAUGCCGAUGCUUGAUUCUUAGUCAAUACCCUCACCCUGCAAUCGCAAGCUGUUGCAGAAAGUUGUCAUGUUCUGUUCCAUUUGAAGUUCAUUAAUGUUGAACUUGAAGUUCCCUAGACCGAAUGAUUAUUUGAAGGUAUCAUGUUGUGCUGCAAGAACAAGUCGCAGCCUCAAAAAACCGUAAACAAAUCUAUCAGUUUCUCCCCGAAGUUUUUGAAAUACCUCGUACGGUCGCUCUCCCUGGCGGAAGGCCCGUCCCACGGUGUUUCCAAACGGGAUUUCGAUUGGCUGGACGCGUGGGAACCCCCGCGCUACCUCACCGCACGAGGGUCGUUGCGUGCCUGGACGUACAUAAAGGACUUGAUUCUGGAAGACCCGGAGAACCGGUGCGGCGGCUCCUUCGUCCUCUACUGGUUGCGGUUUUACGACGCGAAGGGAUCCAACCGCGUGAACUGGGACACGUUUCACCGCGAGUCCACCACGGUGCUGUCCUGGGCGCAAAAAUUCUCGGAGGACGACAUCGAACGGGUUAUCUCCUCCGCUUGGGUUUACCUAGACGAGUCCCGCGACGGGGCCAUUUGCAUGGAGGAGGUGGAUCCCAUCACGUCGGGGGUCUUCAUGAAGUUCCGCUCGUGGUGCAAGCGCAACUUUGGGUCGGUGCACGAGACGUUUGCGCAACUCGACGUGCACCAGGAGGGCGAAAUUUCCUUCACCAUCUUCCGCACGGCGUGCAAGCGGUGGCACGGCUUCUCCGGUGCGGACUUGACGCAGCUGAUCAACGCGAUAUCGAUCCCGAACAGGAGUUAUCAAAUGCAAAAAUGUCUGGGUCAGGAAGAAUACAAACUUGUGAUGCGCAUUUCAGAACACAGAAAGAUCUCUCAUGCAUGGGUAGCAAAAGCUGCCCGCUUUCUGCCACCAAAGUGGGGGAUUUGUCAUGCGGAUUCGGCAUUGCGGAAGCUUCUCGAAACCUGUAAUGCUAGAGCUUCCAUGCCAGACCUUCUGUGUCAUGCAAAAACAGCAUGACUCUUCCAGACCCAGACAUAAUUUUUACAUUUGAUAGGAGUCGGCCCAGCACGCCGGGCGGAAUAGGCAUCACCGCGAAUCGAAGGGGGGUCAGGUAUUGAUAGUGAUGAUUUACUCGAAACUUCUUAAUGAUUUCGCGGCAUAGGCAUUUCAUUUGAUUGCUUAGCAAUUCUAGUAGACAAGAAUGUUGCUCUGUGCACCAGCCUCGCAGGAGGUGAAAGUGAAGGAAUGUCGGCAACAAGCAACCGCUAGAUUUUUCGAAUUGAAUCAAAAUUCGAAACAAGGUAUCAGGACCUCGCUUUUCUUGACGCGUGGCCAGACGACGACGGGGAGAACCGACAUGAAGCGCUCAUGACCAACCCGGAGUAUUUCCGCGGCGCGCCGGCGCUGGGAAGCCCAAGGCGAAUGGACGCGCUGCAUUCGCCGCAGCAGCAGGAGCGGAUGAUUCAAUUGCAGUACUGCCGGAAUUUUGUGGAGGAAACCGAUUUGUGUCUUUCCGUCAUGACGGGCGAUCACAAAAACGACACGAGCCUCAUGCAGUCGUAUCGCCCACUGCAGGGUGGAAUGAGCUGUACUAUCGGUUUACUUACAUGUUUUUUCGAGCGACAACAUCGUAUUUUUUGUUCUCAGUUGGAACUGGAAGUCAUCGGCAUGCGAAGGAUGAAUGAUCGAAAUCUACUAAUCACAACAGCCCCUGAAGACAUCACCCUCGAGACCCUGCCCACGUCCCGCGGUCUUCAGCCCGGUGCGGUGUAUUCCCGAAAAGUGAAUCCCCCGCCGCACCCCGGAAACUCGUCCUUCUACCUGGACGUGCCGCCGCCGCAAGAGUGCCCGAUCGCCUGGGGCUCGUACUCCCUUCGGAAGGAGAUCGUGAGCAAGGACCUGUCCCGACCGCAAACCACCCCGGAACGACGGUUUUUGCGGUCCAGGAUGUACUCCGCCGGGUACCGGAACGACCGGGUGCUGGUGUCUGCGGGGCACGACAAGAUCCAGGGCGCGUCCUACGAGAAGUCGAGAUUUGACUACCCCGACGCCCGAUACAACAAAGUGCUCAACAGCAUGUCCUACCACCCGCCGGACAUAGCGCACAAAAUUAUGCAUCGCAAAUAUUUUCUUGGGGUGGGUGUCCGUGUCCUCUCAGGGUGCAUCUGGGGAAAGAUGCGAUGAGCUUUUGUUUAUGAGCCUCGCACGGCUGAGCGGCCUUCUACUUCUUUUGUACGCUGUUGGAGCAUGAUAAUGAUGACAAGUUGUUUAUUUUUCGAAGCUUCUUGCACGUUCAUUCGUAGAAAACCGCAUGACAAAUUGGCUUGCAGCACGCGGAUAAAGAAACUCACAGAUCGUGUUCAUGCAAUACAGAUCCUUGUCGUACUAGUACUAUCCAAAUCUCGCAUCUUCACAAAUCUGGACCCUGGGAAAUAUUUGCAAUGCACAAACAUCAAUGCGUGGUCGACCGGGUCCUCACAGUGGAUGUUUCCGAUUGGGAUGCAGCCCCUAUCCUGUGCAAAAGCAUACGAGUUCUUGCAGUUAUACAUGACAAGUCUCAACAUUCCUUUUAUGGGAAAAGCAGCACAAAAAGAUUCGUUGUCAUGCAAGAAUUUGCACUCGAUGUUUUCCUUUAUUUGCAAUGCAUAAACCCCGCAGAAAUACAAAUUCGAGCACGAAUCGAUGAACCGGGUGUUUGCCAACGUUCCCUACGACUACACCAAAGACUGGUGGCGGUUUUCGUCGGAGUACGUACCCAAAGGAGGCGUGAUGAAAACGAAAUACCUGAUGGACAGCCGAAGUCGGAACGGAGUAGUAGAGCAGGACAAGAAAAAGAUGAAACAGAGGCAAUUCUACCGGAAUCCGGAAAACUACAAGCGGGGCAUGGAAAAGUUUGACUUGAAUGAUGAGGCGAUCGACAGCAACUGGCUCGGGACAUGGGGGGAGAUCCACGGCCGGGAGAUUGUCGAUGUGGAACCGGUAUCUACUGCAAAUAUGUCUGGGUCUGGAAGAAUGCAAGUUUGUCAUGCUUGGCCGACAAGACAGAAAAGCCUGUCAUGUUUGGUGCGCUACAGUGCCGCUUGUUUGUCAUGCAAAAAGGCCAUUUGUCAUGCGGUUCACGCUACACGUAUCCUGUUGAUGAUGAUGAUGAUAUCCGCUCAGAAACUUGUCAUGCGCGGCCCCCUAGUGCAGGUUGCGUAUCAUUCGGACAUCAGCAUCACAACUUUCCAGACUCAGACAUAUUUGCAAUGCAUAACCAGGCUCGAGUCCCGACGAUGUCAAGUCCGCUUUCGACGUAAUUGUCACAGGCGGAACCACAUCGCAUGGUAGCAGUAGACCACCGCUCAACAUGACGAAGGGCGGAACUACCAGUAGUAAGCGGGAGAGGCGGGAAACGAGUCCGAGUGUCGUGGACGAUACUGAUCCACUACAUCUUGCUCCUGCUGGGAGUGGUAGCGCAGCUUCUGCCUCUGCGUCAUCUUCCCUUAUGAGAGUGCACAACUUGUGGUCCCCCGCCUUUCUCAUGCAAAUAUUAAAUGCCACAUCCACUUUCUGUCACUUGGCUUUGGCACUGUGCGCAUGACAAGUUUCGGGACAACCCAAAUAAACAGCACUACAAUCUUCUGUGGAUAAUUUGUGACGCAAAACGUGCAUAAUUCUUGCCGAUGCUUGUAUUGCUGUUCAUGCCCUACUACAAAUGAGGGUGAAGGGGAGUUGUGCACUGUCAUACCCCCCACGAAGCAGUAUCGACAAGCGCAGCCGUUGUUGGACACGCCGGUAGACGACGACUUGGUCGCGCCGACUUCAAUUUCCUCGCCGAAAUUGGACGGCAACAAAAAAAAGCCUGAAAAGCACGUGGAAAUACAAGUACCAAAAGGAGCUGCGUUGACAACAGACGAACGAGCAGAUGGGCAGCUGCAGAGCACAAAACAAAACUCAGCAUUAGCAGGUGCUGCAAGUAGUUCGUCCUCUACGCGUCCAAAGGACCCCUCAAUAGUAAAGCAGAAGAAAGCGCGGCGGCCCGAGUCCGCUCCGAAUUUAGCCUCCCCGGACAAGGAGGCCAGCAGCAUGCUGCAGACGGCCUCGCUGCUGCGGAGAAAAAAUAAAGACGGUCACAUUCUGCAGGAGGAAAUUGGACGCGGCACGACUGGCGCGGGGUCGUCCUCCUCGUCCUCGAGUUGUAAUAGAGGAACCCAGUGGAUGAGCAGAACCUCAGACGACGUUGGAAAUGGAAUUGGAUCUGCUUCGGGAAGCAAGAGGAACGACGGGAGCAAAAAUAAUAAGACCACAGGACCAUCGUCCCCUUCGUCCUCGACGAGUCAAAAUUGGUACAAAUCAAACUACACCGUGACGAAAUCAAACGAAGCGGAUGUAAACAACAGAGUUGUCCAUAAGAAGAACAACAAUAGUCUUAGUCACAGCGAGCGGUGUUUAUCUCCUGAAGAUGUUGCGUCCACUUCUGAGGAGCGACACAAAUUACAAACCAGGCAGAGCAACCGCGGGAGUGGCUAUAAUCGCACAAGAAACAUCAAUCGCGGAGGAGGGGAUCUGCUGGACGAUUUGGUUUCCAAAGUCCGCACAGAAAACGACAGUAGCAAGAUAAAGUGCACGACCACCUUUUCCCACUACCACCAGCGGCCGAAGACCACCGGCCGGGCCGGCGGCGGGACCAGGAUGAACAAGCCCGGAUCGCCGCCCGGGGCGGGCUCCCUCUUGUUAGGACCGGCGGACUGGGCGGAUGUGUCGCUAGUGGAGUGCUUCCCUUUCGACACCACGAAGUUGUACCCCAAAAAAACGAAAACCACGAACAUUCGCAACACGAAGCACGAGCUGAGGAUGUACGCGGAAGAGUUCGCAAAAGAACCACGGGCCAGGAGGCCCACACCGGACAUGCUUCCAGAACUCUCGUUUUGUAGGUAGCGGUGGUUCUUGGGGGGAAUAUGAUGGCGUCGUGCAAGAAGAGCAAGACCUCGCUCCUGGUCGUCCUGUGAUUCGUUGUGCCGGGCGGGUUCUUCUACACUAGUGAAUUUUUUUUUUUUUCAAGAUUUUUUUCUGAGGCCGAGUCAGUUUCCUAAAGAAAUCGAAAUAGUAAAGAGAAAACGUAGAGUAGUUUCCUUGUUGCGUUGCGUUGUAUCUGGCACACAAAGUCAAGCGUUGGUACGAUCCCGCAAAGUAGAAACAAAUAGAGUCGUUUAUGUCGAGGAAUCAGUUGAUCGUUGACGAGGUUGAACUUGAAAAUCAAUCGUGAAUACGGUUUGUAGUGAAAAGUUCUGUUGUAGUACUUGCUGUCUAGCUACAAGAUUACGUUGGCACAGCAUAAUAAUUCCUGGUAUAUCCUCCAAAACCUAAACCUAAAUCUAACUUUAAGCAACUGCAACAACAUAUAUAAGUAUCAUAUCAAUGUAAACGCAACUACCAGAUGCAGAUGAGGAGCUUGAUUUUUUAUGCUUGUACGAUCUCGUUCUCGACUGGAACUUGAAGAGAAUGAGGCUCUUGAAGAUAUAAAUGGACUUGCUAUAAUCUCAAAUUUUCCUGUACAAUCGAUCGAUGCUGAAAGGAGGAGCUAAAAAUACUGUUGAAACUUGUAUGGAUGAAAAUCAAAAUGAAAGGAGAAAGUGCUCCGCAAGCGAAACGGGCUGAAGAAAAGCAGGGAACAAAAAUGACAAAAGGAGAAUGUGAUGCCGAU